Perca flavescens (yellow perch) is the source of this 2099-nucleotide messenger RNA. RefSeq names its product CDC42 effector protein (Rho GTPase binding) 5 (gene cdc42ep5). Gene Ontology annotation, cellular component: plasma membrane; cytoskeleton; cytoplasm. The record is from RefSeq and is a predicted model, not a curated record. Gene Ontology annotation, molecular function: small GTPase binding. Gene Ontology annotation, biological process: positive regulation of actin filament polymerization; Rho protein signal transduction; regulation of cell shape. Lineage: Eukaryota; Metazoa; Chordata; Actinopteri; Perciformes; Percidae. The coding region runs from base 216 to 1118 and encodes 300 amino acids. The transcript has 2 exons.
GAAACGUUGAUCUACCAGCGCUCCCCAAUAACUGUCGCGUCACUUCCUCACCCCAUGCCCAUCCCUUUGGAAAAAAAGAAAAUUCACACAGGCAAACGACGGCGAGAAAAAGAGCGAGGGAAAAGUCGGGAGGGAAGCAAAAGUCAAAAAGCCAGAUGAAAAAGUUGGAUACUGCGGAGCGAGCCAACCAAAGACCAGAAUAUUCUCUUUAAAUCAUGCCGCUGCAUAAAUCUAACCGGGCACCUCGCCUGGACCCUACCAUGAUCUCAGCCCCACUGGGCGACUUUCGCCACACCAUGCACAUUGGGAGGGGAGGCGAUGCCUUUGGGGACACCUCCUUCCUGUCCACUCUUGGGCCGAGCCCGGCCAGCCCUGACCCUGAGAGUCCAGGGAUGAUGCCAGCUGCUGAACCUCAGGUGGCAGUCAACCACAGUGAUCUUUAUUCAGAUGCUCCAGGAAGCCCACAGAACAAUGAGCUUCAGCACUCUGAGUCAGUGUCUUCAUUCGACCUGGACCUGGAUCUAGGCCCGUCUAUGCUGGGGGAUGUACUAGGGGUGAUGGACGGUUUGGGGCUUGACUCCAAUGAGGAGGAUGUGUUCAGUCCCAAAAGUGGCACAUCCUUGGUGGAAACAAAGCAGGGAAAAGGGGCCGUGGAGAUGACUGUGAACAAACAGAACGAGCUGAAUGGAAAGAACUUGGUUGGGUUGGAUGGAAACCAGGUGGGAGACAGCAGGAUAACAGAUGGGAAUGGGAUUAAGCCAAAGGGGUUAAGACCAAAAGUGCGAUUCAGCGAUAAACGAGAAGAGAUAAUUCGCCAAGCAUCUGAAGAGGAAGAGGGUCAAGGGUUCAACUUCCAGGACGAGGAUCAGCUGGGGUGUCAUAGUCCAACAAGGGGUAAGAUUGAGAGCGUAGUAGGUGGAGGUGAAACCGAGUUCACCAAUCACAAAGUAGAUUUGCCACCUAGUCCGGACUCGUCACAUAGCUCAGAGUAUGAAGGAGUCACCCUAUUGGACAGGAGGAGGGUCGACAGCUGCCACUCAGAGACUGAUUCAGAAGAAGAGGAGGAAGGACGAGGCUACACAUUUGAAGAUGAGUUUGAUGAUGAAAUUGGUCUAUAGGGGAUAGGUACAGUUUCCCCUUGAAAACAGAUCAUUGCUGUCAAGUAAAUCAAAUAUACUGUAUUUCUUAAACUCAUCAUCUCCAUAUCAUUUGAAUGGGAGGCUUAAACAGAAUGCAAACUGGAUUUUUUUUUUUUUAAAUGUACAGUUCGACGACGUUGCUCAACUGGAAAAGACAUUUUAUGUUUUAUCUGUAAGGGUAGCAGAUUUGUAAUAGACUGUCAUUUUCCUCAGAGAAAUCAGUAUGUCAUUGAGGUUCUUAACAGUGAAAGGUUUGUAGCACUUUGAUUUAUUUCAUUGACCUGGAAGCUUUGCUAUGAAACAGACUAAAUUAAUGAUGCUUGCGUUCAUUUUUACUAUUUCUUAUAUUUACCAUCUAAAGCGCACACAACAGGUGUUACAGAUUUAUGUUAUAGUGCCUUAAAGAGAGCUGUAUGCUUACACUAUUGUACCAUGUGCUAUAUCAAUUUCUUAAUUAUUUCUCAUAUUGCAUGUUUAUUACAAUCUCAUUAGAAUGUCUUCUCUUGAUGUUUAAUGCAUUUGACGAGCUUUACAAAUGAUUCUCAAGAGACUUUGUCAGAAAAUAAAGUCAUCCUGUGUAUAAUUAUUUACUGUGAAUUUGUCACAUUCCAAAUCUGACAGUGUUGAGUUUCUCUGGUUCAGAUGUUUAACACAUGUUUUCUUAAUGCAGUUAUUUAGCAUGUUUUCAACUUACCAAAGCUUUUCUUUGGGCUGUGGGGCUGGACUAAUACUGCAAUGCUAAGACAAUCGUGGGUUUCAAAAGGUCAACUGUAAAUCAGGACCAGCUGUUUUUUUUUUGCUUGUAUAAUGCUUGUAUUUUGACAAAAUAUUUCAGAAUGCUAUAAAAAGGGAGAGGCCAUUACGCUCAUGAAAAUGCUGGUUUAAACAUUUGUUAUUCUGUGGUUUGAUAAGGAUUACAGUGAAAAAAAAAAUAAAACAAUUGGGAUUUUGAAAUAUUCA